AUGGCAACUAUUGACGGCGCCCAUGUUCUGGCCGAGUCUCUUAAACAACAAGUAAGGGCUCUUAUAGAUAUUAUUUUAAAAUUUUAUUUACUUUAAUCUAAACAAUUUAGUUUAACCUCUUUGUUUGUUAAACUUAGAAUUCGAAAGUUUCUAAUCUGAUUUUUUGCUUCAGGGAGUAGAAUAUGUCUUUGGGAUUGUCGGCGUCCCAAUUAUCGAAGUCGGAUUGGCCUGUCAAGAACUCGGCAUCAAGUACAUUGGAUGCAGAAAUGAACAAGCUGUAAGAACAUCUACUUCACUACUCCUAACAACUCUAAUCACCAACUUAAAAUUAUUUUAUAGGCUUGUUAUGCCGCUCAAGCGAUGGGUUAUUUGACAGGAAAGCCGGCCGUUUGUCUGGUCGUCUCUGGGCCCGGCGUUCUCCAUACGAUUGGAGGAAUGGCCAAUGCCAAGAUCAACUGCUGGCCAUUGAUUGUGAUCGGAGGAUCGGCGGAUAUUGAGUUGGAUAACCGGGGGUCUUUCCAGGAAUGGCCUCAAGUCGAGGCUGCCCGUCCUUACUGCAAACAUGCCUCCAGGCCAACUACAGUCCAAGCCAUCCCUCAACAUGUUGAAAAAGCAGUCCGAACCUCGAUUUAUGGCCGCCCUGGAGCUGUUUAUAUUGACAUCCCCGGGAAUAUUGUGAAUGAAUCGGUCCCUCAGUCUACUGUAGAGUGAGUUACAGUAAUACUAAUGAUAUGAUAUGACUUCAGACAAUCCCAGCCCUGUCCCUUGUACUCUCCCGUCUCCAGACCUCCAGAUUCUUCCAUCAGAUAUGCUUUGGAUGUCCUGAAAUCGGCAAAAAAACCUUUAGUGAUCGUUGGAAAGGGGACUCAAUGGAGUGAAAGGGGAUGUUCCCAGUUGAGGCAAUUCAUCCAAGCCACCCAAUUGCCUUAUUUGAAUACUCCUGGAGGAAAAGGAGCCCUCCCAGACGAACAUGAACUUAGUAUUGGCGCUGCGAGAUCUUAGUAGGCUUCGCUAAUUUUCACAAUUAUCCAAACAUACUAUACAAUAAGUUUCGAAAAUAUUGAUGUUUCAGUGCUCUGAAAGAAGCGGACGUUGUCCUUUUGGUUGGUGCUCGUCUCAAUUGGAUCCUUCAUUUUGGCGCUCCACCUCGUUUCCAAAAAAAUGUAAAGAUAAUUUACAUUGAUAUCGCGGCCGAAGAAUUCCAUCAGAAUGUCCAUACGGAAGUCCCUUUGCUUGGAGAUAUCGGGGAAACUGUUGAGAGCGUAAGUCAUGCGUGAAAUUUUACUGUAAAUUAAACAAGCUUUUCAUUUUUUUGAAGUUUCGGAAGUUUUUUUACAACAGCAAAAGCAAUCAUGAUUGCCCUUACUUUUUAUUUUCCUUUAAUCUUCAGUUGAGACACGAACUUCAAGGCUGGAAAUACAACCGUUCCUCGACUUGGUUCAAGACCCUCCUCGAUAAAUGCCACAAGAAUUCGGAGACUGUCAACAAAAUGGCGGCCGAGAAUUCAACCCCCCUCAAUUAUUACGCAGCCUACGAGCCAAUCCGAGAUAUUGUCCGUAAGAAUAAGGUGAUAAUCGUAAAUGAAGGUGCCAAUACCAUGGAUAUUGGACGGACCAUGUUACCCAAUCAAGAACCGAAGAGAAGACUGGACGCGGGCACAUUCGGAACGAUGGGAGUGGGGCUCGGAUACGCACUGGCUGCAGGGCUUUAUUGUCGGGAUUAUGCUCCCGACACGAAAGUUUUGUGUAUUGAGGGAGACAGUGCCUUCGGAUUCUCGGGAAUGGAAUUCGAAACAAUCGCGCGUUACAAACUACCAGUGGUUUGUGUAAUCAUCAACAAUAAUGCGAUCACGAAGGGAUUCGAGAAGGACUUCUACGAGGCUGUUAAAGAUGCUGACCCAACCAUUGCUCUGCCAGUCAUGUCCUUGCAAUACGAGUGCUCUUAUGAGAAGAUGGGGCCGGCUUUGGGAGGAAAGGGAGUGCUUUGUAGAACAAAACCAGAAAUCAGCCGGGCAAUUCAGGCUGGAUUCGCGGAGAAGGAGACCCCCACCUUGAUCAAUGUCCAUAUUCAGCCAGAUGCCGCGAGAAAAACACAGGAAUUCAGCUGGCUGACCAGAUCCAAGAUGUAA
Bursaphelenchus xylophilus (pine wood nematode) is the source of this 2128-nucleotide messenger RNA. The record is from the annotation of a GenBank genome assembly. Lineage: Eukaryota; Metazoa; Nematoda; Chromadorea; Rhabditida; Aphelenchoididae.